Messenger RNA from Homarus americanus (American lobster), 2998 nucleotides. RefSeq lists its product as uncharacterized. Gene Ontology annotation, molecular function: GTPase activator activity. The coding region runs from base 93 to 2648 and encodes 851 amino acids. Gene Ontology annotation, cellular component: guanyl-nucleotide exchange factor complex. Lineage: Eukaryota; Metazoa; Arthropoda; Malacostraca; Decapoda; Nephropidae. The record is from RefSeq and is a predicted model, not a curated record. The transcript has 12 exons.
GCUUGUCACACACACUGGAGAAAGACCUAAGAAUAUGGACAGUUCCUUUCAGUGCAAUUUCAACUUUAUAAAAAGUUUAUUCUUACGAGAAAAUGAAAAGCACAAUGGCAAGAUGGCAAGCAGAGACUGGAUUUCUUCCAACGUCCUUUCCUGCAAGACCACUGAAUCUACCUCGAGGACUUGAUGUUCAGUCUACUAUUUCAUCAUCAACUUUUAGGCCAUGGUCUCCAACACCUUCUAGUCAGGAUAUUAUAUUGUUAGCAGAAUUUUCUGAAAUUGAAGGACCUAUGCCACUCCUAACAAUACCUCAGUCACCUCUGGUACAACUUGACCUUAAUGAGUUUGUUGUGAAAGUCUUGUGUACUGACUAUCUGAAUACAAGUGGUGAAUUUCGUGUAUAUGAGGAUACCCAGAUGGUGCAGCAGGACAUAAACCCAGGUGUCCAUGUGUACGUACAUUACUUCACACUCUAUGAUGUGCGUGCUCGAGGCUUUGUUCGACCCAUGUGCCUCUCAUACAUUUCCUCAGAUGCAAGGAAACUUCUGCAUUAUUUCUCUCAACUAAGACAGCAUUUUAUUAUGGCAACUGAAUACCUGAAGCUGAGUAAUCUUGAAUGGUUUUCAGAAGAAAUGAAGGGACUCAUCAGAAACUUGGAAUAUACAAAGGAUCGAUACAUUCAAGUUCAAAGAAAUGUAUUAGCUGACUCAUCCAGUAAUUCUACAGUUGCUCAGUCGCCUGAACCUGCAGAAGAAGUAGUAGGAGAUGAAGACUUGAUGUCUGAAGAUCAGCUAUCUUCUAGACAAGAAAGCCAUUUCCAGAAAUAUGAAUCAAGAAAUGCUGCUGAACUUGAGACUGUUCAGAUGUAUGAAAGUCUUGAAACUUCAAAGCAACAAAACCUCAAACCUUCUGAUACAGUUAUGAGGAACCAUAAGCAAUUUCAUGACAAAGACACACAAGGUCUUGCUCCAGACUCCAGAAUUUUACAUAAUGAUGAUGAUGAGGAAGCAGCUAUGUUAAGACACACAUCCUUAGAAGCUGUUGCAAUGCAGCUUAUGGAGUGUCAACACAUUUUGGAUGUUGCAAGGCCACAUAUGGAUAAGAAGGAGAUUGAAGAAGACCUAAGUUGCCUUGCUGGUCAUAUUUUGUCAAAACCACAGUCACCACUGUACAAGGCUAUGAAUGACUUGUCAAUGUUUGAAAAGCCUCAGACAGACACCAAACCAACUGUAUGUGUUCUGUCUUUGAUGAAGAGAAACUUUCAUGACAUGAGAUCUGUACAACAACUUUGUGGAGUUGGUUAUAUUGGUUGCCUUUCCAAACUUCGUUCUAUUCAUGAGGUGUUCUGUAAACCUUUUAUAACUCUGAAGUUUGAGGAUAUGGAUCAUGAAGUAUAUGAAAAUCCAUGUGGCUCCCUAUUUAUUGGAAAUAUUCCAGCCAUUAAUGUAAUUAAAGAAGAAAAUUGUAAACCAUCUCCUGAGUCAAGUUCAUAUUCUGCUUUAUGUUUGGAUACAGAUUUUGUAAAGUUUCUCAGGAAUAGCUUAUCAAGGUCAUCAAGUCCAGACUCUGAAUAUACAGAUGCACUGGAAAUUCCCAAAGGUAACCCAAGUGUGUCAGCAGCUGCAGAUUGUUUGAAAGUUUUUCCAAUGGUGAUAGAUGAUGAUAGUGCCUCAUUUUCAAGCAUAGGUAAUGGAGAUGACCAAGCUACAGUGCCACAUAUUCCAGAAGGUGUUGAUGCAGAAUCAAUGACUAUUAUGUGGGACAACAAAAUUAUUUUGGAUUUAGAUGACUCAAGUCAAAUGAUGACUUCUCAGGAGUUAGCUGAAGAAAACCAGGAAGGUGGAGUGCCCAUUGCUAGUAGCAGUAACCAACAAGGUGUAAGUAAGCUCAGUACAAGCAGUAGCAGCAGUAGGUCUUCCAACCAUAUGUUUGACUUAUCUAGCUAUGAGGAUAUCCAAGAAGAAGAAGAAGUGGAAGAUGAUAUUGCCACAGUUUUGGGAGAACAGUCUAUUCCAAGGGAGGAUAUUGAUAAAAGGAUGCUUAUCAGCAAAGUGUGCCGUUUGUCUGGACUGGUGCAACAGUUUUGUGGUGUCUCCCACUGUCUGGUUCAUGCCUUGCUGUCUGGCCGCACAGUUUUAUUGGCAGCUGCAGACACUUAUCGUCCAACAGUUAAACUCUACGUUCGGGCUCUUGCCACACUUCUCCCUCGCUCACCUUCAAAGCAAUUACCAGUGCUCAGAUGGCACACAGGCACUGUUACGGACCAUCACCUGAAGCAGUUUCGUAUAAUGGGUGUGUGUAUUCCAGAACGUCUUCAUGUUCAAGACCUUAUGUCCAAUUCUACUUUGAAUCAAGUGACUGUACUGAACAUUGAAACUGGCCACAUCUCUGGAGUGGCUUAUGGUGGUACACUUGUUCGGGGCAUAGAGCAAUAUGGCCGUAAGCUUUUUCACUCCACCUCAGCACUGCAAGCCUCUCUACAGUCCAUACUAGUUUCCUUAGGUCUUAAGAUAUACCUCUUGUAUCAUCUUCUGGAAACAACAAGUCGUAAUGCUAAUGAUAUUUUAAAAGCCAUAGGAGUUUCUAAAGGUGACUGGGAUAUUGUCAUAAACUUAACUAGAAUGAUACAAAGACAAAUACAAAGCCAGUAAAUAAUUAUGGAUCAAAGUAUGCAUUAAGAAUUAUGAAUAUUUAGGUUUCAUUGUAUUGUACUACAUACAGUUUAUGACAAAUUAGAAGAUAAUCAGUGACUGUAAUAACUGUUCAUAAAUUAAAAUCUAGAAAUACUGUUCAUGUUUACAUUGCUGAAAAAUUCUCUUAGAUCAUUACACCAGACCAAAGGAAUUCAAGGUACUUGGAUCUUUAAUUCACAUUAUUGUGGUACAGGUUCCAAAGCCUUGCCAGAUUAUCCGUUUUGCCGGCCCAACCGAGGUCAGGUAAUAAUAAUUCAACAAUACACCUCUGACCCACUAAUGAUGUGUGUCUCUAAAGCAUCAUGGAC